This is a messenger RNA of Daucus carota subsp. sativus, 2101 nucleotides long. RefSeq lists its product as uncharacterized. Gene Ontology annotation, molecular function: RNA methyltransferase activity. The coding region runs from base 89 to 1762 and encodes 557 amino acids. The transcript is spliced from 10 exons. Gene Ontology annotation, biological process: RNA processing. Lineage: Eukaryota; Viridiplantae; Streptophyta; Magnoliopsida; Apiales; Apiaceae. The record is from RefSeq and is a predicted model, not a curated record.
AAAAAGACAGCCAAACGGCAGGUUAGUUUGGCGCCUCCCUCCGCGCUCCCACCUUGUUUUAUCUCCUCAACCAAACUCCCCGGCGUCAAUGGCGACGGCGGCGCUGCCGAGCUUCCAUAUCCGGCGACUCAAUUUCUCUCAUCCACUUCUCCUCAAUCUCCGCACUCACUCUCUCUCCUCUUCUUCCACCGCACUAGCUUCACUAGACUCCGUCUCAUCCGAACCAGCUCAAUCCAACACUAGCACCACUGCAAACCCUAGAAACGACAACGUCAAGGCCAAACCGACGUCGUUUUACCCCAAGAGAGGCCAGACUCUUGAACUCGAGUGCGAGUCGAUUGCGUACAAAGGCAAAGGCGUUUGUAAAGUUGCGGAUACUGGAUUCGUGCUUAUGUGUGAUCGUGUUCUCCCUGGUGAACGCUUCAUCGGUCGCGUUACUCGAAAAAAAGAUAAUUACGCUGAGGUGAAAAAAUUGAAGACACUAUCUCCACAUCGGGAUGCUGUGGAGGCGCCAUGUGAAUAUGCUUCGCAUUGUGGAGGUUGUAAAACGCAAAAUCUGUUGUACGAGGCUCAAGUGAGAGCGAAGGAACUACAAGUUCGUGAAUUGACGGUGCAUGUGGGAAGGUUUUCUAAUAAGGAAUUGGAGACUAUUAUGAAGCCUAUUGUUCCUUGUGAUAUCCAGUUUCAUUACCGUAACAAGAUGGAGUUCUCAUUUGGUCCAAAAAAGUGGAAACCCCAAGAACUGUUGGGGGAGGGCAGCUCCAACAACAAUGAUGAUUAUGCUUUGGGUCUGCAUGCUCCUGGAUUUUUUGACAAGGUUCUUAAUGUCGACAUCUGCUUAUUGCAGAGUGAACCAGCUAAUAGGGUUCUUGCAGCAAUUCAAGAUAUUUGGAGGGAGUCCCAGUUAGGUCUAUCUCCAUACAAUUGCCGCUCUCAUGCUGGAUUUUUGAAGCAUCUAAUGAUACGAACUGGCAGGGAUGCUGAGACCAGUCUUCCCGAGAUUAUGGUAAAUUUUGUCACAGCAUCUUACGAGCCUGAUCUGCUGAAACCCCUUGUUGAGAAAAUUGAAGCUAUCCCCGAAGUGGUAAGCAUCAUGAACAAUGUAAACACUUCUGUUGGUAACACAUCUGUCGGUGAGAUGGAAUACACAUUAUACGGGAAGCCCACUAUAAGAGAGAUUUUAAGAGGACUUACAUUUCAAAUAUCAGCAAACUCUUUCUUCCAGACAAAUACACGUCAGGCAGAGAUUUUGUAUAAACUAAUCGAAGAUUGUGCCUGUAUAAAAGGAGAUGGAUCAGAAAUUGUUCUCGACUUAUUUUGUGGCACCGGAACUAUUGGUCUUACCCUGGCCAGAAGAGUAAAACAUGUUUAUGGGUAUGAAGUAGUCCCUCAAGCCAUAUCAGAUGCUGGUCGCAAUGCGAAACUGAAUGGCAUUGACAAUGCUACCUUUAUCCAAGGGGAUCUUAAUAAAAUUGGUGAAAAUUUCGGGAAUGCGUUUCCAAAGCCUGACAUAGUCAUAACAGACCCGAACCGUCCAGGAAUGCACAUGAAAUUGAUUAAAUUUCUGCUGAAGCUCAGGGCCGCAACCAUCAUCUAUGUGUCGUGCAACCCUGCUACUUGUGCACGUGACCUUGAUUAUUUAUGUCACGGUGUGGCGGAAAAAAAUAUCAACGGAUGUUAUAAACUUCGAAGCCUCCAACCAGUAGACAUGUUCCCUCAUACUCCUCAUAUUGAAUGUGUUUGCUUGCUGGAACUUUCUUGAUUGAUACUUCCUGUCAUUUUCCGACCCCUUCAGUCCAUAUUUCCUCCGGCUUGUCAAUGUGAUUCAAUUACUUUAUUAUGAUUGUUAGCAUAUAAACGAUGGAUAGGUGAGAAAAACUUUAAUGACCAAAGGUUGUAGAAUUUCAUCCUACCACAUCCGUAGAUCUUGUAAUAUCUUAUACCCUAGCAUUUUUAUCCUAUUAACCAAGGGUAGUAGUUCUACAUAGAGUUUCAACAACCAUGUAUCGAUUCAAGGCGCGUUUUUCAGCGUUAGAUUUUUAUUUAAUUAUGCUAAUUUUGAUUACUAUCGAUUUGUGACAUUUGCAGAUCGUUUGGCUAA